UUUGGAUAUACACAAAAUGAGAUACCCUCCAACUUCUUGGUCCAUUCCAAACUUCCCAAAAAUGGCGACAUCGAAGAAGAAGAAAAUGCCUGUCCGAGAAGAAACUCAAGAUGUUGACAACGACAGCGCCAUGGCUGUGCCGUCUUCGGCAAUUCCUCCUCCAAACAUUUCUAGUAUCAAGAACAAAAUGAGGAGGACUCAGGAAUUCAUCAAACUGAAGCGGCAGAGGCGAAAGGAAAAAAAGGAACUUCAGAAGAAGAAAAAACGUGAGGCAGAGGCAUUGGGAGAUGAGGCUCCACCAAAGAAGGUUCCCAAGACCAUAGAGAACAUGCGAGUGUUUGAUGAGACCAUGGUAGACCCACAGGAUGAAGAGGUACUCCAUGAUGAGGCCCAUGAUGAGAUGGCAUCUUACUUCACAAGAGACUCCAGACCUAAAGUCCUGAUCACCAGCAGUGAUAGACCCAGAAGUACAACAACACGGUUUCUUAAGGAACUAGGACAGUGCAUCCCUAACUCUGAGAUCUACUACAGGAGAGGCCUGGAUCUCAAGAAGGUCAUUCCUCAAGCAUUGGCCAAGGAGUUCACUGACAUUAUUGUCAUUAAUGAGGACAGAAGAAAGCCCAAUGGUAUGUUGUUGUGUCAUCUUCCUGACGGACCCACCGCUCACUUCAAGAUCAGUAACGUCAAGUUACAUGAUGAAAUCAAGAGGGCCCCAAAGUCCACUGAGCACCACCCGGAGGUCAUACUAAACAACUUUAACACACGACUGGGCCACACCGUGGGGCGCAUGUUCGCUGCGCUGUUCCCCCACGACCCACAGUUCUCCGGGCGCCAGGCCGUCACCUUCCACAACCAGAGAGACUUCAUCUUCUUCCGACACCACAGGUACCUGUUUAAGAACAACAAGCGUGUUGGUCUGAAUGAGCUGGGCCCACGUUUCACUCUGAAGCUCAGGUCUCUACAGAAGGGAACGUUUGACUCCAAGUUCGGGGAGUAUGAGUGGGUCCACAAGCGACAUGAAAUGGACACAAGCAGAAGAAAGUUCUUCCUGUAGCAGUAGCAACCUGUCACAUCGUCAACAUUGCUGAAAUAUAAGGACAAUACAUAUUGAUAAAAUAGUAUCUGAAUGAAUUCAUUUAUAUCGAAAGCUGUUGAACACUGCAUAAUGAUGACGAUCAUAUACAUAUGUAUUUGAAAAGGACAAGAUUUAAGAUCAUGCACUUAAUGAAAAACUAUCAUUCUUGCAAGAGUCAUGAUGUUAACAUUUGUGAGGUAAUCAGUGACAACAGACUGACCUCUGUAAUUAGAUCAUCCAGUAUACAUAAGUAUUUUCCCAUAAUACUAUGCUGUAAAUAAAGAUGAGACACAAGCCCAA
Branchiostoma floridae (Florida lancelet) is the source of this 1375-nucleotide messenger RNA. Its product is annotated as ribosome production factor 1-like. Gene Ontology annotation, molecular function: rRNA primary transcript binding. The record is from RefSeq and is a predicted model, not a curated record. The transcript is spliced from 9 exons. Gene Ontology annotation, biological process: maturation of 5.8S rRNA; maturation of LSU-rRNA. The coding region runs from base 17 to 1054 and encodes 345 amino acids. NCBI's taxonomy places the organism in Eukaryota, Metazoa, Chordata, Leptocardii, Amphioxiformes, Branchiostomatidae. Gene Ontology annotation, cellular component: preribosome, large subunit precursor; nucleolus.